Bactrocera latifrons is the source of this 1776-nucleotide messenger RNA. RefSeq names its product maltase A1-like. The record is from RefSeq and is a predicted model, not a curated record. Lineage: Eukaryota; Metazoa; Arthropoda; Insecta; Diptera; Tephritidae. The transcript is spliced from 6 exons. The annotation marks the transcript as partial. Gene Ontology annotation, biological process: carbohydrate metabolic process.
AAUGCCAAUUACUAUCAAAUCUAUCCGCGUUCGUUUAAAGAUAGCGAUGGUGAUGGUAUCGGUGAUUUAAAUGGCGUAACACAAAAGUUGCAGUAUCUUAAAGAUAUUGGCUUCACCGCCGCUUGGCUUUCACCGAUUUUUAAAUCGCCCAUGGUUGACUUUGGUUACGACAUCUCCGAUUUCUAUGCCAUACACCCCGAAUAUGGCACAAUGGCGGAUUUCAAAGCGCUUGUCGCACGCGCCAAACAAGUUGGCAUUCGUAUAAUACUCGACUUUGUGCCGAAUCACACAAGUGACGAGUGCGAAUGGUUCGUGAAGUCGGUGAAUCGUGAACCGGGCUACGAAGACUUCUACGUCUGGUCYAAUGGCACUGUGGAUGCAAACGGUAAACGGCAGCCGCCGAGUAAUUGGAUCAGCGCAUUCCGUUAUAGCGCCUGGCAGUGGAACGACAAGCGUCAACAAUAUUAUUUGCAUCAGUUCUCCAUCAAACAGGCAGACUUGAAUUUCCGUAAUCCAYUCGUGGUGGCCAAAAUGAAAGAGGUGAUGCGCUAUUGGUUGGAUACUGGGAUUUCGGGAUUUCGCAUUGAUGCAAUCCCAUUCAUGUUUGAAAAGGAACCAUAUGCAAAUGGUAGCUACCCCGAUGAGCCUGUUAUUGAUAAUGUAAGCGUCUGUCCAGAUCCCGACGACGAGUGUCACUUGAAACACAUCUACACACAAGAUCAACCGGAAUCUAUAGAGAUGGUAUAUCAAUGGCGCGAACUCGUUGAGCAAUAUCGUAAGGAGAAAGGCGGCGAAUCGAUUGUACUCUUAACUGAGGCCUAUACAAGUCUGGAUAAUUUAAUGCUGUAUUAUGGUGAUGGUCAGCGAAAUGGUUCGAUGGUGCCUUUCAAUUUCUACCUUAUGCGAAAUUUGAAGAAUGAUUCCACGGCGCCACAAGUUGUGGAUUACAUUCAACAAUGGAUGACACGCAUGCCAUUGGGCGUACAGGCCAAUUGGGUAUUGGGUAAUCACGAUAAUCCAAGGUAUUCUACGCGUUUGGGUGUACAACGUGCGGACUUGUUCACGAUCAUGCUGCAGACCUUGCCGGGAAAUGCGGUGACCUACAAUGGCGAGGAGUUGGCCAUGACAGAUGGUAAGGUCACCUGGGCGCAAACUGUUGACCCGCAAGGCUGCAAUGCAAACCCCAGUAACUAUGAGAGCUAUUCGCGCGAUCCCUGUCGUACACCCUAUCAAUGGGAUGGGACGAAGAAUGCAGGCUUUUCGUCCGCCGCGCGCACUUGGCUGCCAGUCGCCAGUAAUUAUCGCACAAAUAAUGCCUUGGCUCAAUUGCGUGCACCCAAAAGUCAUUUACAGUUAUUUAUGAAAUUAAUUCGCCUACGCCAAAUGCGCUCGCUACAAGAUGGCGCAUUAAAGAUAAAAGCAAUCGGCAACGACAUUAUCGUCUACUCACGUGAGGCAUCGGGUGACGAUAUGUUUGUGAUUGUGCUCAAUCUGGGCGGCAACAAGCAGACUUUGAAUAUCAAUCAGUACUUCGAUAUGGGUGCCCAGGCGGAGGUGAUUACUUCAUCAAUGCAGUCGGGAUAUCAUGACGGUGUUAUCAUUGACCCAAGCAAGUAUGUGGCUGAGCCGUAUGUUGGUGUGGUUUUGGUGAAGUUAUGAAAUAGCCUUCGCUUGGGUUGGAUUUUACCAAAUAUUAUGGUCAACAAUUAYAACUUUYCYAGUUUUAUACAAUUUUUGUGAAAGCAAUAAUGUGCAAAUAAAGCAAUAACUAAUUAA